Messenger RNA from Oikopleura dioica, 570 nucleotides. Lineage: Eukaryota; Metazoa; Chordata; Appendicularia; Copelata; Oikopleuridae. The record is from the annotation of a GenBank genome assembly.
AUGAGCAAAGGAACGUCUAUUAAAGACGCUCUAGCUUCUUGGGAAAAGGAAAAUGAGAAAAAGGCGAGUGAAAGUGAAGAAAUCAUCCUAUCCGCACAAAUGCCACCAAUCGAAAAAAUGGAUGCGAGUCUAACAAAUCUCAAAGCAUGCGUGAAGCUGUCGCUUUCUUCGAAUACAAUUGAAAAAUUUGCGAAUUUGAAUGGAUUAACCAAUCUGAAAAUCCUCUGUCUCGCGCGAAAUAAUAUCAAGAAUUUGAACGGACUCGAUUCAAUAGGCCAGACAUUAGAACAACUCUGGAUUUCUCACAACAACAUCGAAAAGAUGAAGGGCAUUCACGUUCUCAAAGAGCUGAAAGUACUUGUCAUGGCAAACAAUAAUGUGAAGGACUGGGGAGAGUUUAAUAAGCUGGCCGAUCUAAAGAAGUUAGAAGAACUCGUUUUCAAUGGAAAUCCACUGGAAGAAAAACACACACAAGAAGGCAACUGGAUCGACAUGGCUUCGGAAAAAGUACAAAGCCUCAAAAAAAUUGACGGGACGCCAAUUAUCCGUGAUGAUCCCGAUGAUGAAUAA